Molecule: messenger RNA, 764 nt
Organism: Parasteatoda tepidariorum (common house spider)
Lineage: Eukaryota; Metazoa; Arthropoda; Arachnida; Araneae; Theridiidae
Gene: RpL11
Product: ribosomal protein L11
Biological process (GO): translation
Cellular component (GO): ribosome
Molecular function (GO): structural constituent of ribosome
Source: RefSeq, a predicted model, not a curated record
GUCUUUUCUUUUUUCAACUUUUUGGUUACUACGGAUGGCUACGGCUACAUCGAUCACUGUUGACCGAAAACUGAAUGGACGAGAUUCGACGUGAUAUUUCAUAACACGCGAACUAAAAAUGGUGAAGGCUGGUACCAGAAAAUUAAAAAUUCCGAGGCCUAAAAGCCUGAAGGCCGGAAACAAAGAUAAAGAAAAGAAUCCUAUGCGAGAAGUGAGAAUCCGUAAACUAUGCUUAAAUAUUUGUGUUGGUGAAUCUGGUGAUAGGCUUACAAGAGCAGCAAAGGUGUUGGAGCAAUUGACUGGUCAGCAACCUGUGUUCUCCAAGGCAAGGUAUACUGUUAGGUCCUUUGGUAUCAGAAGAAAUGAAAAAAUAGCUGUUCACUGUACUGUUAGAGGGCCUAAGGCUGAAGAAAUUUUAGAAAAAGGUCUUAAGGUUCGAGAAUAUGAAUUAAAAAGAGACAACUUCUCUGAUACAGGCAAUUUUGGUUUUGGAAUUCAAGAACACAUUGACUUGGGUAUUAAAUAUGAUCCAUCAAUUGGUAUCUACGGACUUGAUUUUUAUGUAGUUUUAGGACGGCCUGGAUUCAAUGUGGCAUACAGGAGAAGGAAUAAGGGAACUGUCGGCUCAAAACAUCGUCUAUGUAAAGAAGAAGCAAUGAAAUGGUUUCAGCAAAAGUAUGAUGGUAUCAUUCUUCCCACCAAGAGUAGUAAAUAAAUCCAUGUCUGAUUGUUUCAUUUAAUAAAAUAAAGAAAAAAAAUCGUCA